UACUGUUUUCUCUGUUUCAAGCCAACAGACCAGUGAACAGAGAGCAACAAUGAAGAUCUGGCUUCUGCUGUUUCUGCUUCUGCCACACGUCCUAGGUGUUGCAGCAAUGACUAAAAUUGACUGCUAUGGGGAGGAUUUUUUCACGGUGAGGAACAUGGUCUUGCAUUGUAGAAGCAAAGUUAAACAGGCGUGUUACACCAGAUCAUCUGGAGAAAAGGGCUGCAUUCAGAAAGGGUUCUGUCAGAGAGCUGGCUGGACAUGCUGCUACACAGACCUCUGCAAUGCCUAGCUUUAACACCAGAGAGAGAGAGAGAGCGCUAGCUGGGCAUCAAGCGCUAAAUAAUAAUAAUAAUAAUAAUAAUAAUAAUAAUAAUAAUAAUGCAUUUCUGUACUUCAUUGACUCUUCUGCAUUUUGUCUGUACAAACAUGAUUGACAUGGCAUAAUAAAGGCGACAUCUAAAUAA
Messenger RNA from Neoarius graeffei (lesser salmon catfish), 464 nucleotides. RefSeq lists its product as uncharacterized. The transcript has 3 exons. NCBI's taxonomy places the organism in Eukaryota, Metazoa, Chordata, Actinopteri, Siluriformes, Ariidae. Bases 50 to 289 code for a protein of 79 amino acids. The record is from RefSeq and is a predicted model, not a curated record.